AUGUCGGACGGGAAGCGCGCUGUUGACUCGGACAAGGUCUGGACAACCCUCAUCACAAACCUCGAAUACCUCCCCGGCCUCCUGACUCUUCACCACUCCCUCAUCAAGUCCGGCUCUCAAUACCCACUGGUCGCCCUUUACACAGACUCCUUCCCGGAAAAGGGCCUCGCCGCCCUCGAGCGUCGCGGCAUUCCCGCCCAGCGCAUCGAGUACCUCCUGCCAACCAAGGGUCGGGAUUACUCCAAUGACCCGCGCUUCUACGACUGCUGGAGCAAGCUCACCCCCUUCUCGCUGGACCAGUACAAGCGCGUCGUGCAGCUCGACUCCGACAUGUUGGUGCUGCGCAACAUGGACGAGCUGAUGGAGCUCGAGCUCGACGACGGUGACUUCGCGGCGGAAAACACCCCCGGCGCCGCCAUCGGAUCACCGAAGCGCCUCGACGCCGAGAGCGGCUACGGAUCCGGUGAGGACCAGACGGCCACCGCUGACGCCACGAACCCGGCCGCGAACAACCCUAGCACCAGAGUCUUCGCCGCCGGCCACGCCUGCGUGUGCAACCCGCUCAACAAGCCGCACUACCCGCGCGACUGGACGCCCGAGAACUGCGCCUUCACGACGCAGCACUCCACCCCGGACGAGGCCCAGACCGUCUCGCCCGACCCCGUGACGGCCUCGCCCCUCGGCUUCAUGAACGGCGGCCUCCAGGUCGUCAACCCUUCCAAGAAGCUCUUCCAGCAGAUCGUAAAGCACAUGGAGGACGGCGCCAUGGACAUGGACUUUGCCGACCAGAGCCUGCUCUCCGAGCUCUACCGCGGCCGCUGGGUGCCGCUGCCCUACGUCUACAACGCCCUAAAGACCCUGCGCUGGGACGGCGUGCACCACCAGAUCUGGAGGGACGACGAGGUGCGCAACAUCCACUACAUCCUCGCGCCGAAGCCGUGGGACGAGAUCGACGCCGAUGGCAACUGGACCGGCACCGAGGAGAGCCAUCGGUGGUGGGUUGAUUAUAACCGUGAGAGGCGGGAGGCGGAGAAGACAAAGGGUGUUGAUGACGGUUUCUGA
Colletotrichum truncatum is the source of this 1062-nucleotide messenger RNA. Its product is annotated as glycosyl transferase family 8. Gene Ontology annotation, molecular function: glycosyltransferase activity. The record is from RefSeq and is a predicted model, not a curated record. Lineage: Eukaryota; Fungi; Ascomycota; Sordariomycetes; Glomerellales; Glomerellaceae.